Molecule: messenger RNA, 7280 nt
Organism: Ailuropoda melanoleuca (giant panda)
Lineage: Eukaryota; Metazoa; Chordata; Mammalia; Carnivora; Ursidae
Gene: DPH5
Product: diphthamide biosynthesis 5
Exons: 8
Coding region: 368-1210 (280 amino acids)
Biological process (GO): protein histidyl modification to diphthamide
Molecular function (GO): diphthine synthase activity
Source: RefSeq, a predicted model, not a curated record
UGAGGUCUUGGGGUUGGGGACAAACCCCAAGCAUCACCGCCCCGCUGGGAAAUCAGAAUCACAAUGACGGCCAGAUUUGCUAACCUGCCUCACCAGGGAGGCAGCUGGUUAAACUACAGCAGAACGCAAAGGCGAGGUUGGAAAUAUCUGCACUCGGGCAAUCCCGGGCAAAUUAGAAAAGCCCCUCCCACCCACCACCCAUUCAUAUGACUGGAGGAGGAAAGGCGCAUGGCGCCGGGCUGCGCGGCCCUACCUCGGGUCCAGCUCCUCCCGGGCGAAGAGCUCCUGCACUUACCCUGUCCUAGGAUGCGGAUGUGUAAAGCCACGGGCUAAGGGAAUCGCGGCCUCCCUUCCCCUGGACUUUGAAAUGCUUUACCUGAUCGGCUUGGGCCUGGGCGAUGCCAAGGACAUCACAGUCAAGGGCCUGGAAGUUGUAAGACGCUGCAGUCGAGUGUAUCUUGAAGCCUAUACCUCAAUCCUGACUGUAGGGAAGGAAGUUCUGGAAGAGUUUUAUGGAAGAAAAUUGAUUCUUGCUGAUAGAGAAGAAGUGGAACAAGAAGCCGAUAAUAUUUUAAAAGAUGCUGAUACCAGUGAUGUUGCAUUCCUUGUGGUUGGUGAUCCAUUUGGGGCUACCACACACAGCGAUCUUAUUCUGAGAGCAACAAAACGGGGAAUCUCUUACCAAGUUAUUCACAAUGCUUCCAUAAUGAGUGCUGUAGGUUGCUGUGGUUUACAGUUGUAUAAGUUUGGAGAGACAGUUUCUAUUGUUUUUUGGACAGACACUUGGAAACCAGAAAGCUUCUUUGACAAAGUGAAGAAGAACAGACAAAAUGGCAUGCACACAUUAUGCUUACUAGACAUCAAAGUAAAGGAGCAAUCUUUGGAAAAUCUAAUCAAAGGAAGGAAGAUCUAUGAGCCUCCUCGGUAUAUGAGUGUAAACCAAGCAGCCCAGCAACUUCUGGAGAUUGUUCAGAAUCUGCGAAUACGAGGAGAAGAACCAGCGGUCACCGAGAAGACACUCUGUGUUGGCUUAGCCAGGGUUGGAGCUGAAGACCAGAAAGUUGCAGCAGGCACUUUGCAGCAGAUGUGUACUGUGGACUUGGGAGGACCAUUACACUCCUUAAUUAUCACAGGAGACAACAUGCAUCCACUGGAGACGGAGAUGCUAAGUCUGUUUUCCAUACCAGAAAAUAGCUCAGAAUCCUGCUGAUGGACUUCGUGAACAUAGACAUUUUCUAUUGUUAGAUAUUAAUUUCAGUCAUACAUGCACAUACACAAAUUAGUAUAAUGAACAUUUCUUUUGGUUUACCUAAUAAUUAUAAAGAAAGUGACCAAGAAGAAAGAUGUUGAUUCAACAAUACUUCAUUUCCUGUGGCAAUGAGUUUCUUUUCCCCUAUGACAUUAUCAGUUGUUGCUAUUUUGGUAAUUUGAGAUGAUGUACACACAUGGAGCAGACCAAGCCUGAAAACUUGCAGAGACGUUCAUAAGCAGAGUUGUUUAAAAGCAGUUUUUACUUAUGAAAUGAGGUUAUACAACAUGGAACUUUCUUCUUUCUUAAAAAGCCAGCUGUCCUGACCACAAGAUGAGUUGUCCUGAUAGCAGUUGGUAUUAGUGUAUAUAAGCAGAGGUGGGAAGAGUAAGUCCCACCCAACAGUCCUACUUCCUUAAAGCUCAGCUGAGCACAUGCCACAAAAUGACAUCCUUCUGAAUUGCCUUGUCUUGUUUGGCUGACAUCCUAAUUAUGUGGUUCAUAUUCUGCUGUAUUUUGGAGGUUAUAUAAUUGUUGAAUUAUAAAUGUUCAGCCAGCCAUGUACAGUUGCUGUUUGGUUUUAAAUAGCAUCUUUCACAUCCAAGUUGACAAAUGGACAACUUACUAACUACAGAAUACAAUUUUAAAAAUUUAAGUUUGGAGACAGUGGGUUAGUCAAGAUUUGUCACAUCACUUAACUCAGUUGAUAUGCCACUGUAUGUGUGCGAGUAGUCACGUUCUUUCUCCCAGUUGUAAAUAGCACUCCAUUUAUUUUAUUUCAUGACUGUAGAGUCUUAUACUUUUUGUUAGUUCGUAACAGAAAUAGCCUUGCUAUAUGCUAGUUUAGUCGGUCUAAUUUUAAAUAUUUCUGUGGUUUAAGCAACCGUAGCUUAAAUUUCAUUAAAUUCAUUAGAAGUUGAACAUAGACUUUACCACUUCCUAGGAGCAUUAAUUAAUAAGAAAUUAUUUUGACUUUUUUCUUUUCUUUCUUUGUUUCUUUCUUUUUUUUUUUUUAAAGUAGCCUCCAUGUCCAGCAUGAAGCCCAACACAGGGCUUGAACUAACGACCCUGAAAUCAAGAGCUGAGCUGAAAUUAAGAGUCGGAUGCUCAACCAGGUGCCCCUGACUUACUUCAUUUGAGAUAAAAGAUAUUUUAUAUAUGUGAAAUAUUCCAUUUUUAGUCUGUUACACAAAAGAGGAGAGAACCAAGGACAUUUAAGUGCUAAGUCUAUGUUGUUUUCUUCUGAGGCAUUAAACCAAGUAUUGAAUAAUUAUAAAAGGAAAGACUUCUACCUUUGGUAAUGGUAGAAUAGCUUGCAGUGUACAAGCCUUCCCAAUUAAUCAACACUGGACAAAAUAUAACUGUCUAAAGACACUGGGGAAUGACCAAAAGCAGGCCAAGAAUUAUGCUUAUAUAUAGCUUUUUCCCUCAGGACAUUCCCCCGUCUGUCCAGUAAGAGAUGGCUAGAACUCAAGAGAAGGUUGCAGUCUUACUGACUUGAGGUGUCAGAGAAAUUGGGAGCUGCUAGAUUACCUGUAUAUUGAGGAGGAAAUUCUAGAAAUGAAGGUGACACUGGAGGAGGAGCAAGCCUUCCAGUAUGCACAUAAAUCUCUCAGCUCUUUGGCUAACUCCUGAAUUGUAUAGGGAAGUCUCCAUGAACCUGGUGGAAAGCCAGAGCUGGAAGGUGAAAAAUCUGAGCAGAGCUUGUUGCUCUGUAUUACAAGAGAAAACAGAAUUUUGAGUUUGAUUCCUGACAAGUUAGAAGGCUUGGUAAGCAUCUUAGGCUUUCUGUCAAAUCCCUAGAAUGGCCAUGUAUUAGAAAAGACUAUGCCCAGGACUAAGGAUUUGCGCUGAAACUAGAGACAAAACCUUUAACGUAAUGUAAAAUCAAUCCUCCAUAAAACCAAGGUGAGUAGUCAAUAAUGUAACUGCCUUCUGGAACAAAUAUUAACACUUCCAGGGCAUGAUAACAAAAUGAGUCUCUUUAGCAUAUCAAUAGUGACUAGAAUAUAAUACCAUGACACAUUCAAAGAAACAGGAAAAUGUGAUUUAUUGCCAAAAGGGGGAGGGGACAGUAGAAAGAGAUCCUAACAUAAUCCAGAUCUUGAAAUUAGCAGAUGGGGAUUUUAAAGCAGCUAGUAGAACUAUGCUCAAAGAUGAAAAGGGAAAAUGGUUGUUAUGAAUGUACAUAGAUGGAUGCUCUCAGAGAAAUGGAAACAAAAACCCAAGUGGUCGGACUUAACAGCAGAGUGCAGGUGGCAGAUGGAUAGAAAUUAUCCUCUCUGAGGAAUAAAGAAUCAAAAAAAAGAUCGGAGGGAAGGAAAAAAGCACAGAACCUCAAAGCCACGUGGGGUGAUAUUCAGCAGUUCAAUGCAUAUGUAAUUGGAUUUCCAGAAGGAGAAGAGAGAGAAAAUAGGGCAGAGAAAAAAGAUGGGUAAGUAAAGGUCAAAGUUUUCCCAAGUUUGGUGAAACUAUGAAUACAUAGAUCCAGUAAGCUCAGUGAACUCUAAGCAGAAUAAAUACAGAGAAAACACCUAACACAUUAUAGUUAAAACUGAUGAGAACCAAAGAUACGAGAAAAUCUUAAAAGCCACCAUGAGUGGUAGCAGGGAACCCACUACAUACAGGGGAGCAAUAAAUGUUGGCUGCUCCACCUCAGAAACAGCUGAAAGAGAUCUAUAAAGUACUGAAAUUAAAAAGCAAAACCAAACCAAAACCUGUCAGUCCAGAGUUCGAUAUCCAGUAAAAAAGGUCCUUCAACAAUGAAAGCAAAAUAAAGCAAUCUUCGUAAAAAUAGAAUUUGUCACUAGCAGACCUCUUAAUAAGGAAAGCUGAGGGAGGGUUCUUAGGCUGAAGGUAAAUGACAUCAGAUAGAAGGAAAUAAGUAUGUAAGUAUAAACUCAAUUUUUUCUUAAUGUUUUUAAAAGAUAACUGACCAUUCAGCAUGGUAUGCUGGUGGAUAGUUAGAUUUCAACAAUAAUACAGGUUACAAUAAAGGGUAUUACGCAGUGGCAGUACUUACAUUUUAUUUAAAGUGGUUUAAUACUUAGACUGAUAAGGUUAUGUAUGUUAUGUAUUGAAAUCCCUUGGUAACUGCUAUAAAAAAGUAAGGCAGAAGUUAAAAAAAAAUUAGGGGAAUUAAAAUUGAAUACUGAAAGAGAUGAUUUAUCACAAAAAAAAAAGGCAGGAAAGGCGGAAAUAUAGGUAAAAAAUAUAUAGGACAAAUAGCAAAAUGGUAGACCUAAAUUCAACCAAACUAGUAAUUACUUAAAUGUAAAUCAAACACUCCAAUUAAAAUAACUAGAUUUUUUUAAAGGUCCAACUAUAUGUUGUCUGCAAGAGUUAAACUUUAAAGACAAGAUGAGAGUGAAAGAAUGGGGGAAAAAUAACAAACUGUAAGCACAAGAAAAUAAGUGGCUAUGUUAAUAUAAGACAAAAUAGACCAAAAGGAGUAUACUGGAGAUAGACUUUUCAUAAAAAAGGGAUAGUUCAUCAAGAUGGAACCCUAAAUGUGUCUUCCUUGAAUACCAGCUUCAAAAUACACCAGGCAAAAACUGACAAAAGAGGUACAAGGCAAGUCUACAAUCAGUCGAGGAUUUUAAUGAACCUCUUAGCAGCUGAUAGACAAAUAUUAACAAAUAUAUUGAUGAUUUGAACAAAAACCAUUUGGACCAAAUUGAUAUGCUAGAUCAGUACAUGCAAUAGUGGUAGAAUAGACAUUAUCUUCAAGCAUGUAUGAAACAUCCAGCGAAGCAGACCAUAUGCUUGGCUAUUAGCUACAAUGGAGUUAAGUUUAAAAUCACUAAGAAAAGGUGUCUAGAAAAGUCCCAAAUAUUUGGAAAUAAAACAAUACUUUUGUUUUUCACUGAGUAAAAAUAAAAACAUAAAAUGUGAAAAUUUGUGGGAUGCAGAUAAAGCAGUGCUUAGAAAUUUAUAGCUUUAGAAACCUAUAUUAGAAAUGAAAGAAGUUUUAAAAUCGAUGUUUCCAUCUUAGCUAGAAAAAAGUGAAGCAUAUAAAAAUGCUAGAAGGAAGGAAAUACUGAACUUCACAGCAGAAAUCAGUGAAAUAGAAAAUGGACAAACAGUAAAAUUAAAGCCAGUGGAAUGUCAAAAAUUUCAUAGGCUAAUAGCAGUAAAAGUUGCAAGGAUAUGGAGUGACUGAAAUUUGCCUGCUGUUGGUAGGAAUAUAAAUUGGCACAACUACUUUGGAAAGUAGUUUUAGUUUCUUAUAAAUUAAAUCCUGUGAACUAGCAAGAUCAGUUCUAGGUAUUUACCCAAAAGAAAUGAAAACAUUGAUGAAAGAAAUUGUACAAGAAUGUUUAUAACUGUAUAUAUAUAUAUUCAUUCAUAGCACCAAGCUAGAACCAAGCAAUAUGUCCCAUAGGAGAAUGGAUUUUAAAAUUUUGCCGUGUUUUUACAAUGGAAUAUUAUUUAGCAAUAAAACAGAACAAACCCUUGACUCCUACAACGUGAAUUUUUAAAAAAAAGUGUAAGAAGCCAGACAUAAAAGAGGACUGUGCAAUUCAACUUACAUGAAGUUUAGCAAUAGGCAGAAAUAAUCAAAACAGGGUUUGCCUGUGGAGAGAGUGAAGAUUGGCAAGGGACAAUGAGAACCUGAAAGUAAUGGAAAUGCUCUGUAUCUUGAUUGGGUGUUUUAUGGAUAUAAACAUUUACCAAAAUUCAUUCAAAUAUAUAGAUUUAGGAUCUGUGCAUUUUUCUGUAUAAGGAAUGCCAGAUAAAAUAGGGUACCCAGUUAAAUUGAAUUACAGUCAAUCUGAAUUACAGAUUACAAAUUGAAUAUAUAUACAAUGAAUAUAUAUUCAUGAUAUAUAUUAUAUUCAUUGUAUAUAUAUUAUGGAUCUAUAUAUGUAUAUCCCAUUCCAUAUUUGGGACACAUUUAUACUAAAAGAAUGGUUAUUUAUUUGAACUGAAAUUUAACAGGGCUCUUUUAUUUGCUAAUUCUGGUGACACUAUUCUGUGUAUAAUUUAACCUCUAUUUAAAUGAAAUUGUAGGGGCGCCUCAGUGGCUCAGUUGGUUGAAUGUCUGAUUAUUUUCAGUUCAGGUCAUGGUCUCAGGGUCGUGAGAUUGAGCCCCGCUCCACGCUGAGCAUGGAGCCUGCUUAAGAUUCUCUCUCUUCCCCCUUCUACACCUUCCCCCACUCCCAUGCUCUCUAAAUAAAUAAAUAAAUAAAUGAAAUCGUAAAAUGAAAAGUGUACAUUAUUCAUAAACAGAAAAAGGAACAAUAUAAUUUUUGGUCUACGAUCAUGAAAUGCUAGUGUUUAGUAGUUAAAUUAGAAACACUUGAAUACUACAUCUAUUUGUUUAGUAGUUUCUAGCUCUUUAAUAGAAAAUUCUCGAACAGUGAAACCACCCCUAUAAUCUAGACAGUUUCAUCACCAAAAAAACUUCCCACUGUGCCUUUAUAUUCACGCCUCUACCCACCCACUUUUUAGCAAUUAUAUAUAGAGUUAAAAGAUUCACAUUCAGGUUUUUAUGUGACUUGAGUUUUUAUUUUUGUAGAGUAGAUAUUCAGGAGUGGGAUUCCUGGGUCAUGUGGUAAAUGCAUAUUUGUAAGAAACCGCUGAAGUGAUUUGCAGAGUGACACUAUCAUUUUGCAUUCCCAUCAGUAUUGUAAAAGAAUUCCCAUUGCUCUGUAUCUUUGCCAGCAUUUCAUAUUGGCAGUAUUUUUUAUUUUAGCAAUUCUGAUAAGUGUGUUGUGGUAUAUGUCAUCAUGGUUUUAAUUUGCGCUUUCCUAGUGACUAAUGAUGAUAACAUCUUUCACAUGCUUACUUACAUUUUUAUAUCCUAUUUAAUGAAGCACCAUUCAUGUCUUUUAAUUUGGAUUGUUUGUUUUCUUAUGCUUAAGUUUUGAGCAUUCUUUGCAUAAAAUGGUUACAAAUACUUUGUCAGAUAGGUAUGUGAUUUGCAAAUAUUUUCUCCCAACCCAUAGCUUGUCCUUUUUAUUCCUUUAACCAUGUCUUUGGUAAAGCAAAAGUUUUUCAUUUUCAUGAAAUACAGAUUAUGAGUUUU